Thunnus maccoyii (southern bluefin tuna) is the source of this 2640-nucleotide messenger RNA. It is a transcript of the gene slc24a5, whose product is annotated as solute carrier family 24 member 5. Bases 692 to 2233 code for a protein of 513 amino acids. Gene Ontology annotation, biological process: melanocyte differentiation; calcium ion transmembrane transport; intracellular calcium ion homeostasis. NCBI's taxonomy places the organism in Eukaryota, Metazoa, Chordata, Actinopteri, Scombriformes, Scombridae. The record is from RefSeq and is a predicted model, not a curated record. The transcript has 9 exons. Gene Ontology annotation, molecular function: calcium, potassium:sodium antiporter activity; calcium channel activity. Gene Ontology annotation, cellular component: membrane.
CUUUGAUUUGAGAUUAUUUUGCCACAUGCUUUGUUUUCAUGUUUCCUCAGUUUCUUUCUUUGCAUAUUUCCAAAAAGAUUUGCAAAAAACAUUUCAAUAUACCAACACUGUUUAAAUAUAUAUACAUAUUGGCUUAGUUAACUAACUCCUGAACUCCUGCGUUCAUACUGAAACAACCAGUUGUGAAUGACAUGUUGUGAAUUAUGAUCUCCCUCCUGUUGGGGAUAUGAUCAAUCAAUCAAAGUAUCUUACAUAGCUGCAGGUAUGUAAAUGACGUAUCUACUUAUUCGAAAGCUUAACUUUUACAUGCAUGUCAAUUGGUGUUGGUUAGGCUAGGUUUCUGAAAAAAGAAAAGAAAAGAAAAGAAAAGGCAAAUUUUCCACAUUUAAAGCUGUGGUUGGAUCGUGUUAAGGUGGGUUUAUCCUGCAUUACAUCCCUGAGGCGCCUCAAACAGGAGUGUGCUCAAGUCGACCGGAAUGACUCACAACUCGUGAUCCCCCAUUCAUGGUAACACCAGGCCUUAAAAGAUGCUUUCUCCCCCCCAAUAAUCUCUCUCUUUGCAGCUUGUAGUUGUAGUGUAGUGUUAGAUGCAGCGCUAACACACAGCUUCAAGCCACAUUUAAUCUUUGCAUGCUUGCCUAUGACUCCUUAGAAUAAUUCCUAAUUUAUCUCUUUUUUUGUGUGACUCACCAUGAAUAAGGUUACAGCUCUGCAGAAAAAGAAAAGAAAAGAUUUUAUUCCUUACUUCCUGGGAUUUGUACUAUUUUUAUAUUGCACGGUCCAUCUUGUAUCAUUCACAGCAAAAACAGCUCAGGAAACCCACUUUGUCAGGGUGCGUCGGGCUCUCGAGAAUGAGACAGAAUGCAUCUUACCACAAUCCUCUGAGUUUCCUGACGGCUUCUUCACGGUGCAGGAGAGAAAGGAUGGAGGGCUUGUCAUUUAUUUUAUGCUUAUUUUCUACAUGCUUUUGGCUGUCGCAAUAGUCUGCGAUGAUUACUUUCUGCCAUCCUUAGAGGUGAUCAGUGAUCGUCUGGGUCUGACCCAGGAUGUAGCAGGAGCAACAUUUAUGGCAGCUGGGAGUUCUGCACCUGAACUGGUCACAGCCUUUCUGGGUGUGUUUGUGACAAAGGGAGACAUUGGGGUCAGCACCAUUGUGGGGUCAGCAGUCUACAACCUCUUAGGAAUCUGCGCUGCAUGUGGACUCUUGGCCUCUAUGGCAGGGCGUCUCACCUGUUGGCCUCUGUUCAGGGACUGCCUGGCAUAUGGUAUCAGUGUUGCUGCUGUUAUUGCUAUAAUAUCUGAUAACAAGGUGUACUGGUAUGACGCUGCCAGUCUGUUGCUGGUCUACGGUGUCUACAUUGUGGUUCUGUGCUUUGACCUUCGCAUCAGCGAGUUUGUCCUGAGGAAGGUGAGUCCUUGCUGCACCUGUCUGGGCAAAGGGUCUGGGGAGAAGACUGAGACGCAGCCACUGAUGGGCUGGAACGAUGACACAAGUCUGCGAGUCCACAGUCGCUCCAGAACAGACAGUGGGAUCUUCCAGGACGACUCCGGAUACUCUCAUCUCUCACUCAGCCUGCAUGGCCUCAAUGAGAUUCCUGAAGAGCGUAAAAGUGUGUUUGCUGUGCCGGAGAGCGACUUGAAAAGGAUCCUCUGGGUUUUGUCUCUACCCAUCAUUGUUCUGCUUUUUCUGACCAUCCCUGACUGCAGAAGAAGGUUCUGGAAGAAGUGGUUCAUGAUAACCUUCUUCAUGUCAGCUGUCUGGAUUUCAGGUUUCACAUACCUGCUGGUGUGGAUGGUCACUGUUGUCGGUGAGACACUUGACAUUCCUGAAACAAUAAUGGGACUCACUCUGAUGGCUGCUGGAACCAGUAUACCUGACACCAUAGCCAGUGUGAUGGUGGCCAGAGAAGGGAAAGCUGACAUGGCGAUGUCCAACAUUGUGGGUUCAAAUGUAUUCGACAUGCUCUGUCUCGGCCUGCCUUGGUUCAUCAAGACUGCAUUUGUGGACACCAACAACCCCGUAGAGGUUAACAGCACUGGACUGUUCUUCAUUUCCUCCACACUCCUCCUUUCAAUCGUCUUCCUUUUUGUCGCCGUUCAUGUGAACGGGUGGAAAUUGGACUGGAAGCUGGGAAUUGUUUCCCUCAUCUGCUACAUCCUCUUUGCCACUCUGUCCAUCCUGUAUGAGCUGGGGAUUAUUGGCAAUAAUCCCAUAAGACUGUGCAGUGACUGAGAUCUGACCUUCCCAGGACCAAAGCCAUAUUUACUGAGACUCUUAACAGUCCAAAAACACAAGAAAAAAUGUUAAGUCUGUAAGAUCUUCAAAUGUCAAGACAAGGAAGCAUGAGCCCACUCCAACACACAUUUAAAGAUAUUGUGCCACAGAAGACGUGCUGGUCACAUCUCAGGAGGAAGAUAAUCUCUAUUAUAAUAUAUUUUUCACAAAAGGUGCAAAUGUGCCAAAGAUCUUGAUACUCUUGUGUAUACCUAUCAAGCCUAUGACCUGGAUUGUUACACAAUGAAGACCCAUUAUCCAUUAAAUUCUGACAUGUCCUACUAAAGGCACAUAAACAGAGAAUGUGUUGUCAUAGGAGUGAACAACUGACCGGAUUGAAGUAAUAAAGGUGUCCAUUGAACUCA